CGCACGCGCACUGAGUCCACAACUACCAAGUCCCAUACACAGCGAGCUAGACAUCAACAAGAGAGAACGGUAUCUCGAUGCUGUGGAAUUGUGAGAGUAGUUCGGCAACAUUGUAACGACGCGUGUUCAAGGUUAUUAAUUUGUAUCAGCUACGUUCGACUUGCAUUUAAGAUGUUUGGCUUUCACAAGCCAAAGAUGUACCGGAGUUUAGACGGCUGUUGCAUUUGCCGCGCCAAGUCCUCCAGCUCACGCUUCACCGACAGCAAGCGGUACGAGAAUGACUUCACGAGCUGUUUCGGAUUAUGUGAAACUCGGUCUGGAGAAAUCUGCAAUGCCUGUGUACUCCUGGUGAAACGAUGUAAGAAACUCCCAGUGGGGUCUAAGAAAAACUGGAAUCACGUGGUUGAUGCCCGAGGAGGCCCCAGCCUAAAGAUUUCCUCCAGGCCAAAGAAACGGAAGUCCCUCUCCAAGAGAGCCAUGCCAAUCCAGAUCAGCCGACUGCAGAAAGAGCUAAAGAGGAACAACUCUGAUGCCCACAGCACCACGUCCAGUGCCUCCCCGGCCCAGUCUCCCAGCUACAGCCACCCUUCAGAUGAGGGCUCCGACACAGAGCUCUCCCCAGGCUCCAGCCGCUCCCCUGUCUUCUCCUUCCUGGACCUCACCUACUGGAAGAGGCAGAAGGUGUGUUGUGGGAUCAUCUACAAGGGCCGCUUUGGGGAGGUGCUCAUCGACCCUCACCUCUUCAAGCCCUGCUGUCGCAAGAAACGGCAACAGCAGCGGCAGGAUGAGGAGGUUGUGGAAGAGGUAGAAGUGGCGGAAGAGGUGGUGGUGAGGAAGGAAGACGAGGUGGUGAGGUCAAACAGCCAGGAGAGCUCAGAGAGUCCUCAGCUACAGGUCAUCACGACAACAUCUCAGACCAAAGUGGAGGUUGAGGAGGAAGACUGGCGAUAUUGCACCACAGUGUGAGCAUCUUUGAGGAAGCCUACGGAAUGCUUCUGGUUUACAAGCUCUUACAAGAAGAAGUUACCGCUGAUUGCCUUUAGUCAGCGAGUAGCUGAAUCCUGUCGUUUUGUUUGUUUGGUAACUUAUAGACUGACUGAGGCAUAUGGACUAGUUUUUCCCCAAUUCAUCUGGUCUUGUUGUACUUAGUAUUGUCCUGGGUUCGUCUUCAUUAGGCUUGGGCAUGCAACUGAAAAUGUUUGAAAAAGUUCUGCAACGGAAAAUGAGUAUUUAUUAUUGGGCAAGUCCAUGUAGUCCACUCCGUGUUGCAAAUCCAUUUUCUUCCGUUUGGUGCCUUAUGAACACAACCCAGAUGUUCGGACACCUCUCUUGGUGUUUUUCUCCUUGACAUAAAAUGCUGUAGUUUUGACUGAUCGGCAGAAUACCUUAAUUAACAGGUAACAGCCGUACAGUAGCACUUGUAUUAUUGUGAAACAAAUUCACAUUCACACUAUAUUUAUCUAUUCUGUAUAUAUGGGCCUGUAUGUAUUUCUAUAUGGGCCACGGUCGAGAGCCUGUUCACAGCACCAACAGCCAAUACACCAGCCUUAAUUUAGUGAGGGAAGGCAGUGCUAGUGUUUUGUCAGUGUUGGUACUUAGGGAUGAUAUUAAGGGAAAAUGUUCCAAUUGAAACUUCAUAUUCAUCAUCUCCAGCACCACACCAACACCGGUGUGUAAACUGUGUUUUUUUGUGUUGUGUAAUCAAAAAGAUGCACACCAGAAAAGAUAUUAUUCUAGAUGAUGUCAUCUGGUGUGCAUCAUGUCAUUUUAACCAAUUAUGAGUUAGUAAUUUUGACCAGGUGAUGCUCCUGCUCAGACGUUGCAUGCAUCAACCAAUGGUUGCGUGCCAUUAUAGCAACUGUGACAUGGACUGAUAGAUUGCUAUAACGUAGGUGGUCCUGUGUGGCUCAAUUGGUAGAGCAAGUUGUUUACAAUACCAAAUAUCAUGGGUUCCAUUCCCACUGAGGCCACCCGCAUAUAAAAGUGUCUGCUAAAUGGCAUAUGUAUAUUAUUAUUAUGUGGUUAGCUGAUACGUAAAAUACCUAUCCAGGUGUUGUAAGAUUUGUCUGGUGUCAACAACGCCUAGGCUGAGGAACGCUACCAAUUUCUAAAGUGUUUCCUGAAUGAUGUCCUCAUCUUUUGUUACUACAAAAUAUAGAAAUGGGCUGUUUUUAUAUAUAGUAUGUUGAUGUUUGGUUGGUGGAGAUGAUGAAUAUGAAGUUGAAAAUGGUGAAAUGUCUCCUUUUUUUAAGGCAAUAGUUAGUGCUAGAUAGGUAGUUUGCGUUUUCUCCAGCUUAUUAUGUUAACGUUUGCAACGGAGGCCUAAGGUUUUCAAAAUGAAGUAAAGCAACACUAGUGUGCUUUGCAUAAAUGCCGAAGAAAUAACCCCUCUCAUCCAGAAGAUCUGUAGAUCAGAUGCAUGAGUCAAAUAUGCUAUUUCAUGACCUUAAAAGCAUAUUACUCUUAUUUUAAAUCUUGCUCUUAUUUUCCAGACCCAAUGCCCCCAAAGUAUUUUUUAUUUAUAUAUUACAUAUAAAACAUGUCUUCACCAUAUUAUAAAUCAGCAAAUGCAAUAGUAACCUGUUCAGAUCGUGAAAUAUUCCUCCUGGAGGCCUGGCUGGAUACCUUUUUGGUUAUUACUGUCAAUAAUGGGACAUGAUUGUCAUUACCACACACACAGUGGAUCUACUGCAACAACUUAGACCUACAAUGCAAUGAAAUAACCCACAUGAGCACAACUCUAUCUGUCCCCCCCUGUUGUCAAAAACAUUUUUUUUAUUUUUUAUUCUGGGGAAUUGUUAUCUUUUCUAUUUGUCUUUUGUCUGCAGGACUUCCGUAUAAUUUAAACUUCAUGAUACAUAUGUCAAUUCUAUUGAUCGUUAUUUAGGCAUUUUAUACUUUUGAGGACUUACUAUCAUGUUCAAACUUAGAAUUCAUCAUUCCUUGGUUAGUUAAGCAACUGCUAUAUACUAGCCUACAUUAUCAAACCAAAACCAAAGCACACUUAAAUUCAUUCCAUUUCAAAUGCAAAACAGGUUAUUUAGUCAUUUAUUUGUAACUUGAGUGGUAUAAAAAGGACACUAAAAUCAGUCUUUAAUUAUCCAUACUAUAGGGAAGAUUGUAUGUAUAUGGACAUAUUUCAAUGGGGGGUUGAGGGCUUUCUAAUUAAAUGUUUAUUUAUUUCAUAUUGACUCGGUACUUCCUGUAUACUGUUAUAGCUGUGUUAUUUUCUACUCCCUAUAUACAGCCAUGUUUAUUUUAUUUGUUAUUCACUGUAUUUAUUCCUCCACUAUUUAUUUUUUUCUUAUUUUAUCUCUGCAUUGUUGGAAAAGGACCCAUAAAUAAGCAUUUCACUGUUCGUUUGUCUGCGACGUAUGUGACUAAUAAACUUUGAUUUGUAUUUGUGCAUUUUCCCCAUGUGACUAUUCUGAUGCUGGUUUCUCACUAUGUAAUAACUUAGAUUUCACAUUUAAAGUUCUGUGAUAUGGUUAGCAUUUAAUGUAGUUCUUAAGCAAUCAGUCUAGUCUGAAAUUCACAAUGAACAGUAUUUGUGAAUUAUUGGGAACAAUAAUCUUAUCAACAUUAAUGUGUAGUAAUUUAUUAUGUAAUAUACUGUACAAUAAUUUGUUUGGACCUGUAUCUUUGUAUCAGGUAUCCAGCCUGUUGAACUAUGAAUUUCAAUGAUUUGAGGUAGCCUAUAUUCCAAUUUUACUUUCCUCUCAUCUUUGCCCUGUAAUGUUGCAUAUGACCUGCAAGUCGAAUCUUUGCUUUAGUGCUUCAUGCAUGUAUUGUAGCUAUGCAAUUGCAUUUAUUUACCAAGUUAGAUCUAGACAAAGCAAUGUUUUGUGUUUUAUACAUGAUGUACUUUUUUGUACUAGUCUUUCAAUAAAAAUAAUUUGUGAUUUUUGA
Messenger RNA from Oncorhynchus mykiss (rainbow trout), 3909 nucleotides. Its product is annotated as SIN3-HDAC complex-associated factor. The record is from RefSeq and is a predicted model, not a curated record. Gene Ontology annotation, biological process: negative regulation of cell migration. Gene Ontology annotation, cellular component: Sin3-type complex. Lineage: Eukaryota; Metazoa; Chordata; Actinopteri; Salmoniformes; Salmonidae.